Toxotes jaculatrix (banded archerfish) is the source of this 1764-nucleotide messenger RNA. It is a transcript of the gene c5h11orf16, whose product is annotated as chromosome 5 C11orf16 homolog. The coding region runs from base 1 to 1764 and encodes 587 amino acids. The transcript is spliced from 7 exons. NCBI's taxonomy places the organism in Eukaryota, Metazoa, Chordata, Actinopteri, Toxotidae. The record is from RefSeq and is a predicted model, not a curated record.
AUGACAUCCAGGCAGAUGGUGGCCUCUGAGGCUGCACUGAUUCCGUUGCUUAUGGGCAAACAAAGCUGCAACAUCACUUUUGUCCUGGACAGCUCAGAGAGCAUGAGGGCUGUUCUGGGGUCAGUGAAACGCCUGCUGAUCCAGACCCUGCUGACUAAAGCUUCACUCAGGGACUCUCUAUUCAACAUUGUGACAUUCUCAAACAAGGUGACCUGCUGGUCCCAGCACAUGGUUCCCUGUGCUCCUGACACAGUGUACACAGCUCUGUCCUGGAUCCACUCCAUCACCUGCAGCUUCGGCAGGGAUCUGCUGGCCGCCCUGAGUUUGGCCCUCACAGACUCAGCCUGUCACGCCGUCCACCUGCUCAUCACGGACCUCCCCGACCAGCCGGAAGCCGUGCUGAGAGCCCUGCCCGCCCUGGCAGCCGGGAGUCCUGUGAACAUUUUCUAUCUGCAGGACUCGGUUGCUCAGCUGGACAGCAACAUUAGGAACUACCUGCACUGUCUGACUCAGGCCACAAGAGGAAGCUGUUAUAUGAUUACAGACAAUUCAAAUGGGAAAUUGGGGAAGGUGAUUCCUCUGUAUGUAGCUGAGAACCAAUCAUCAGUACCAGCUGUCUCCCCAGUCAACCAUUGCUGUCUGUCCACGUCUUCCCCUCUGCUCAGGUGCAGUCUGGGUAAUAAUCUGCGCCCUUUUACCUCCUGCGUGAUGUCUGGCCGAACCCUGGGCGGCUCAGAGUUUCUUCCCGGAUGCCGUGUGCUGGCCAGGAGGGAGGUGGAUGGCUUAUAUUACCUGGGAACUGUCAUACAGCAGGUUCAGGACCGUACGGGAGUGUGGGUAGUCGAGUUUGACCAUCCAGGAGGUGCUAUUUUUGGGGCCGUCUCCUCCCAGAGGCAGCUGGUUUGCUCCCUGGAUAUGGUGAACCGCAUCAGGGAUCAUACAUGCUGUCUGGUGCCUGGAGAUGCUGUCCUGUCGCCAUGGGAACAAGAUCUGAGGAGAUAUGGGCCGGGGAGAGUGAUGGCCACCACAGGGCACAGAGAUGCUGAUGGUGUUACAGGUCUCCGGGUGCUGAUGUGGAACGGAUGUGUUUCUCUGGUUCCUGACAGCCUGGUCUUACCCAUUUCAGCAUCUCACUAUGACAGAAUAGUCAGGGAGCUCCAAAUCCCAACAUCAGCUUCCUGUCAAGGUUGCCGAUGGGUGUGUGGUCGAAGCUCCUCCUGGACUCCCCAGCUGUUCUGCACCGACUGCUCAGCAUCUGCAUCUUGCUGCUGUUCAGUCACAAACCACUGGCCCUGCCUACAUCCACCCAGUUGUAGGUCCAGCCUUGGGAGAAUGGAUGGAUUUGAGGGGGCAGAACGAGAUAAGCAGGUGGACCUCAAAGAUUCGGACCAUGAGGUUCCCUCUUCCUCCUCUUCGUCUGUUUCUGAGGAUGAGACCAGAGCAUCAUUUCCUUCUGCAGUGAAGCUGAGGAGUAAACAACAACGUCCUCCCUGGAGGUACUGGAGGAGAACUGGACCUGAGCCUCAGCACAGACAGCCAGGGAGUGCAGUGGCCAGGAGGACCUCACAACCUGUGAGGUUCAGCUUCCCUGUCCCACAGAUCAGCGCCUCGCCAAAUCGCAGUUCUCUGUUUCAGGUACUUCCAGGUGCUAAAGGACGGAAAGCGAGCGUCAGAGAUGUCUUUGAAACAACCAAAUUCAAACCUCGACCACCUGAGGGACUGCAGCCUUUUUCUGGGAACAGCGCUACUACUGUUUACACGUAA